AUGCCCGGAAACAAUACGACCGAUUCCAUUGUAGAAAACGACUUGGUUCCUCAGCACAUUCUGUCCAACUAUAUAGAACAUCGCCAUCUCCCAGCAUGGCAACGACAAGUUGCACCAGACCCCCAACGCAACUUACAGAACCUGGACGAUGACGCUCUCCAGGGUGAGGCGAAUGGCAUGUGGGCUUACCUUGAGGAGGUUUCCUCCAGUGCCUUUCACAUCUGUUCUAGACACUCACACUUGCACUCGCGAUGCAAGGAGCUACACAGCACAACUGCGUUACACGGAACCCUGACGCCGGAAUCAAGCUCCCAGAUGAGGAUGUCAUUCGGUCGAGAUCAAGCGCCGGCUGUCGUGUGGUGCGUCGUCUGCACAGAUUGGACUAUCGCGACUGUCCCUGGGCCUCAAGAAGGAACGUAUCCUUUCAACCCGAAGCAGUUCCGCGUAAAAUAUCCGUUGAACUUGGACGGCGAGGAUCAUCGGCCAGGUAUGGGACCCGUCAAGGGACGACCGGCUCACGAGCCAACAUCCACAUCAUUCUUUAUAGAGAAAAUCCGCCCUGCGGAGCUGGUCUGCGAUGUGUUGGACAGUGUAGAGGAAUCGCAAGUCUCAAUUCACCCAAGUAGCCACGACCUGGCCAUCCAAUAG
Messenger RNA from Metarhizium robertsii ARSEF 23, 648 nucleotides. RefSeq names its product Small GTPase superfamily, Ras type. Bases 1 to 648 code for a protein of 215 amino acids. The record is from RefSeq and is a predicted model, not a curated record. Lineage: Eukaryota; Fungi; Ascomycota; Sordariomycetes; Hypocreales; Clavicipitaceae. The transcript has 3 exons.